UAGUGUGAGUAGGAAUAAUAAAUGUCGAGCUGUUUGACUGGAGUCUAGUAGGGGUGUCGUAGAGAGAGAAUAUAGAGGCGUUUGGUUAAGGAAUCUAUGGAUGGAUGAAUAGAUAGCUUAUACACGUAUAUAUGUAUAUAGUUGAGUAUAUGCUCAUCGAUCAGACAAAGCGAAGCCGGUUACAGUUCCCCUUAAGCAGAAAACAUCACUGCGAAAUUAUCCCCAUCCUCCAUUUCUCCAAUUCUAAUUGGAUGCCACUUGCAGGACCCCUCCAUUGCUGAUUUCCCCUCUUGAUUACACUUGUCCCAUCGAAUCUUGUUGCUUUUGUUCUUAUCUUUCACCAAUAUGGGAGAGAGAAUUUCACCCUUCAGAUUUUGACCAUCCCUGAUACAGAUAACACUGAUAUGAUUUGAUCUAAUCUGGGUUCAAUCGUAUUUCUGCAGCAGAGGACAAGAGAGAUUUGGGUGGUUAGCACUUGAUCUAAAUAAUGGGUUGUUUUCCUUGUUUCGAUUUGAGGGAGGAGGAAAAGCUCAAUACCCGUAAACAGAAGGAUGAUCGGAGCGACAUCCACCCCACUGUGCUUACCAAUGUUUCAAGAUUAUCAUCAGGAGCAGAUAGACAGAAGACAAGAAACAAUGGUGGACCAAAGAAGAGGGAGUCAUCUGUUCCAAAGGAAGCUGGUGGGUUGGGUCUUGGUGGUCUUGGUGGUCUUGGUCUUGCCCUUGAAGGAGUGAAUAUUGCUGCACAAAUAUUCACUUUAAAGGAACUUGCAACCGCAACAAAGAAUUUCAAGCCAGAGUGUUUCCUAGGUGAAGGAGGCUUCGGUCGCGUGUACAAAGGCUGGCUUGAAAGCACAGGACAGGUAAUCGCUGUUAAACAGUUGGACAGAAAUGGCCUUCAAGGAAACAGAGAAUUUCUUGUUGAGGUUCUCAUGCUCAGUCUUCUUCAUCAUCCAAAUCUCGUCAAUUUGAUUGGAUAUUGUGCCGAUGGAGACCAACGCCUUCUCGUUUACGAAUACAUGGCAUUAGGAUCUUUGGAAGAUCACCUUCACGACCUUCCACCUGAAAAAGAAGGUCUAGACUGGAACACGAGAAUGAAGAUCGCAGCAGGUGCAGCGAAAGGUUUGGAAUAUCUUCACGAUAAGGCAAACCCGCCAGUGAUUUAUAGGGACUUCAAGUCAUCUAACAUAUUAUUGGACGAAGGCUUCCAUCCUAAACUUUCUGAUUUCGGACUUGCUAAACUUGGUCCCACCGGUGAUAAGUCGCACGUCUCGACCCGGGUCAUGGGUACUUACGGCUAUUGCGCACCUGAAUAUGCUAUGACAGGUCAACUCACUGUCAAGUCUGAUGUUUACAGUUUCGGGGUUGUGUUUUUGGAGCUUAUAACCGGACGUAAGGCCAUUGACAGUGCCAAACCUCACGGAGAACAGAAUCUUGUGGCAUGGGCUCGUCCCUUAUUUAACGACAGACGUAAGUUUUCUAAACUUGCAGAUCCUGGAUUACAAGGUCGUUUCCCGAUGCGUGGGCUUUACCAGGCUCUGGCUGUGGCUUCUAUGUGCAUUCAGGAGCAGGCUGCUGGGCGUCCUUUGAUUGGGGAUGUGGUAACAGCCUUAUCGUAUUUGGCAAACCAGGCGUUUGACCCUUCGGCUAAUAGUAAUGCCCCACCCGGGCAGGGUAACAACAACAACAACAAAUACUCUGUUGUUGCAGAGAAGGAUGAGAAGAGGAGCGGAGGAGGAGGAGGGGGGAUAUCGAAGAACGAAGAUGGGGAAGGGUCGGGGAGGAAGUGGGAGUUUGAAUUAGGAGGAGGGUCGGAGAAGGACGAUUCACCAAGCGAGGCAGCGAGGAUGCUGAACAGGGAAAGAGCGGUUGCGGAAGCUAAGAUGUGGGGAGAAAAUUGGCGAGAAAAAAGACGCCAAAGCGCUCAGGGAAGCGCAGAUAGCAGCAGCAACAAUGGCUAAUUAAUAUAUAUAAGUUGUGGUGGUGGUGGUGGUGACCUCUUUCUUUUUUUUCUUUUGUUCUGUUUUUGCUAAUUUGAGGGUCAAACAGAAGCGCAUUGGUGUGCUCUCAACUCAACCCAUUUUCUUUCUUUCUUCUUCUUCAUUAUACACUAUAUAACUACUCUCUCUAUACUAGCUCUCUGUCUUUUCAACAAUACAAAAAGAAGAAAUUAUGAGUU
Messenger RNA from Impatiens glandulifera, 2178 nucleotides. Its product is annotated as serine/threonine-protein kinase PBS1. The record is from RefSeq and is a predicted model, not a curated record. The transcript is spliced from 4 exons. NCBI's taxonomy places the organism in Eukaryota, Viridiplantae, Streptophyta, Magnoliopsida, Ericales, Balsaminaceae. The coding region runs from base 488 to 1960 and encodes 490 amino acids. Gene Ontology annotation, molecular function: protein kinase activity; ATP binding. Gene Ontology annotation, biological process: protein phosphorylation.